Messenger RNA from Naegleria gruberi, 1095 nucleotides. RefSeq lists its product as uncharacterized. Gene Ontology annotation, molecular function: DNA binding. Gene Ontology annotation, biological process: regulation of DNA-templated transcription. The transcript has a single exon. The coding region runs from base 1 to 1095 and encodes 364 amino acids. NCBI's taxonomy places the organism in Eukaryota, Heterolobosea, Eutetramitea, Acrasida, Naegleriidae. The record is from RefSeq and is a predicted model, not a curated record.
AUGUUAAUGAUGGAUGUCUAUUUGAUGGGUACAUCAGAUUGGAGAGAAUGGAAUCAAUUCCGUAGAGUUCAGUCAUUGAUGGCCUCUCAAAGACGAAUUAAUAGGACUCAAUUGAGGGAUGACAUCAAAAUGCAAUCCUUAAACAAAAAAGCAAAUAUGAAAGCAAGUAAACCUUGGUCUUGUUGUGAUAGCAUCUUGAGUUAUCUGACAGAUACUGAAUGCUUUGCUUUUGAGGAUGAUGAAUUCCUUCAUUUCAAUGAAUUAUUUAAAGAUACCAAUCAAAUAUCUUUUCUUUCCAAUCCACUACAAGAGAAUAUAAUUCCAUUAACAAUUCCAGGAAGGGAUUUAUCCAAAAUGUUUGACCAAUUGGUGUGUGCAAUAGAUUCUCGUUCUCUUAAAUUAUUACAGGAAGUAGAACCAGUAGAGCAGAAAUUUAUACAGUACUAUAGAGAUUUGAAGAAGGUGGAUUCUCCUUGUGCACAAGGAGAUUCAAUUCAUUCUCCUACUACCUCUGUAGAGUCAAAACAUAAUGGUUCUACAUCAACAACAAAGGAUGGUGUGAAAAAGAAUUAUAAUUUGAGAUCUCAAGCAGAAGAACCUCAAUCAAAGAAGAGAAAGACAAUGGAUUCAGAUUCUGAUGAAAGCUCUUCCUCAGAUGAAGAUGAAGACACUUCUUUCGAUCCUACCUCUGAUAGUGAUGUUGAAACAAUUCGUAUCACAAGAAGCAAAUCAGUUUCUUCCAAAGUUACAUCCUCCAAAUCCAAAUCUACCAAGGACUCUAAUGAAGAGAAGACAAAGAGGAAGAGAAAAAGAACCACCUACAGUAAGGCACACACUGAUAUUCUCAAAAACUUCAUAAUACGUAAUCCCGACUAUCCCUAUCCAAGUGAGGAACAGAAGCAAGAACUAUUGAAGGAGAUUGAAUAUAGCAUGACCAAGGAACAACUAGAGACAUGGUUUGUCAAUCAUAGAAAGCGUUAUGCUAGUCGAGAAAAUUUGGGCAAACAUAAAUCACAAAACCAUUCAGGUUCGCAUGCAAAUAAUGGUUUCAACAGUGCACUUGAAAAGAAGCUCAAGCAGGAAAAGAAGAAAUAA